Molecule: messenger RNA, 1315 nt
Organism: Anastrepha obliqua
Lineage: Eukaryota; Metazoa; Arthropoda; Insecta; Diptera; Tephritidae
Product: putative fatty acyl-CoA reductase CG5065
Exons: 6
Coding region: 62-1288 (408 amino acids)
Biological process (GO): long-chain fatty-acyl-CoA metabolic process
Cellular component (GO): peroxisome
Molecular function (GO): alcohol-forming very long-chain fatty acyl-CoA reductase (NADP+) activity
Source: RefSeq, a predicted model, not a curated record
GGGAAAAUAGUUGUUAAUUAAAUAUAUUUUCAUUAAAUUUGUGGAAAAUUUGCCAAGUAAAAUGUGCGACACAGAGGAUUUCUACAAGGAUGCAGUGAUUUUCGUAACAGGCGCUACUGGCUUUGUGGGCAAAACAUUGCUGGAGAAGCUGCUUUGGAGCUUUCCCCAAAUCGCACGUAUUUAUAUGCUAAUACGUGAAAAGAGCGGCCAAACGAUUACACAGCGUUGUCAGGAUUUUGUGCAGCAUAAAAUAUUUCAGCGCUUGCGUACGCACUUUCCGGAGCGGCUGGAAAAACUUGUAUAUCUCAAGGGUGACAUUGAGUGCGACGAUUUCGGCUUAAGUCCCGGUGAUCGCGAUCAGCUUUGCGCACAUGCGGAGAUAAUUUUCCACAGCGCUGCUACAGUUCGCUUCAAUGAGCGCUUGAAAGUGGCCGCACGCGUUAACGCCGUCGGCACCUGGCGUCUUUUGGAGCUGUGCAAGGAAAUGUCACAGCUGAAGAGCUUCGUUUAUGUUUCGACGGCGUAUUGUAAUCCGGGUCGAAAAUUUGUCGAUGAGUUGAUUUAUCCCACUCUGCCGCCUGUCAACUGGAAAAUGUUUGUUGAUUGCACCAAUAAAAUACCGGACGCCUACUUUAAUAGUUUGGCAAAUUAUAUUAAGGGUCCCCAUCCGAACACCUACACCUUUACAAAAUCGAUAGCAGAGCAAAUUGUGAAUGAGUAUAAACACUGCAUACCAAUUGUUAUCGUACGACCCUCCAUUGUGACGGCGGCACACCGUGAGCCUUAUCCCGGUUGGAUCGACAAUAUACAAGGCAUCACAGGCAUAAUGAUGGAGAUCGGAAAAGGAACAAUCAGCAGCAUACUAGGCGACAAAGAUAUCAUAUGCGAUAUAAUACCAGUGGACUUUGUCGUCAACUCUCUAAUACUGAUGGCACAAAAGGCAACGUUAGGAAGAGUUUACAUCGCCAAUGCAACAUCGGGUGUCACUAAUCCCAUUACUUGGGCGCGUCUUGGUUGUCUGACGCUCAAAUGGUCACGCAUCUAUCCGACCACACGCAUAAUGAUGUAUCCAAAUUUUAAGUAUCGAAAAAGUUUCUUACUACACGAAAUAGCCGUUAUUUUAUUGCACUACAUGCCAGCUUUAUUAAUGGAUCUGGUGACAUUGUUAAGGCAGAAGCGAAAAUUUGUCUUGCCCAUUGCGAAGAAAUUUCGGCAAGCUUGUCUAGCAGGUGCGGAAAGAGAAGAGUUUAGAAUACAGAGCAAGAGAGAUGGCGACUGGGAGCGAUAGAGAAGAAAAAGUGAAAUGAAUAUCUGU